Messenger RNA from Elaeis guineensis (African oil palm), 1754 nucleotides. RefSeq names its product probable WRKY transcription factor 11. Gene Ontology annotation, biological process: regulation of DNA-templated transcription. NCBI's taxonomy places the organism in Eukaryota, Viridiplantae, Streptophyta, Magnoliopsida, Arecales, Arecaceae. The record is from RefSeq and is a predicted model, not a curated record. Gene Ontology annotation, molecular function: sequence-specific DNA binding; DNA-binding transcription factor activity.
CCUUCUCCUUUUCUCUUCCUCUCUUGAUCUCCUUCUCGUUUCAUUCUCCUCCUCUUUUUAUGGUGGCCUGAUCCUCUUCUCGACGAAGAGAGGUUCGAGGUCUCCUGCGAUCACCUCCGAUCCGAUGGCCGUUGAUCUUAUGGGCUACUCUAAGAUGGACGACCAGAUCGCUAUCCAGGAGGCGGCGACCGCCGGCCUCCGGAGCAUGGAGCACCUCAUCUUCCAGCUCUCCCACCACAAGUCCCCGCAGCUCGACUGCCGGGAGAUCGCCGAUGUCACCGUCUCCAAGUUCAAGAAGGUGAUCUCCAUCCUCAACCGCACCGGCCAUGCUCGCUUCCGGCGGGGCCCCACGGCGGCGCAGGCUCCCCAGACCCGGACCCUCGCGCCGAUUCCCCUCCAGUCGCAGCCAAUCCAGCCGGCAGCACCGCACCCGCCGCCUCCUCCUCCUCCCCAGACCCUGACGCUGGACUUCACCAAGCCGAACCCGGGCACGUACCCCCUUGUCGUCGAAGGCGGCGAGACCGCCGCCAGCCAGUACACCAAGGAGAGCUUCAGCAUGUCGAACCCGAUGUCCUCGGCGAACUCGUCGUUCAUGACGUCCAUCACCGGCGAUGGCAGCGUCUCCAACGGUAAGCAGGGGUCAUCCCUGCUCUUCAACCCUGUCACCCCUUCCGCCGGCAAGCCGCCGCUGUCCUCCUCUUACAAGAAGAAGUGCCACGAGCACGCCCAUUCCGAGUACGUUCCCGGCGGCCGCUGCCACUGCUCCAAGAGAAGGAAGUCUCGGGUGAAGAAGACGAUCAGAGUUCCGGCGAUAAGCGCGAAGAUGGCCGACAUCCCUCCUGAUGAGUAUUCCUGGCGCAAGUACGGGCAGAAGCCCAUCAAGGGCUCCCCCUACCCGAGGGGUUACUACAAGUGCAGCAGCCUGAGGGGUUGCCCGGCGAGGAAGCACGUGGAGCGGGCGCCCGACGACCCAUCGAUGCUGAUCGUAACGUACGAGGGGGAGCACCGCCACACCCAGAACCCUGUACCCGAGUCCACGGAAGCUCUCGUCUCAUAUUCGACUCCUCCUGUGAGAUCUGAUCAGAUCUGAUUGAGAGUUCCUGCGAUGUCAUCCCUCCAUCCGAGGAGGUGGUCCUCGUUGUAUCUCUUCCUCGGAUCCACUCCUCCUCCACUUUAUUCUGUUUCUUUUAAUGACCUUCUUUAUCCCCCCUUCUCCCCCUCUCUGGGUUCAGAACUUUGUAGAGGAGGUUUGGUAUUGUGUAAAGAAAAAGAAAACAAAAUUAAAAAGAAAAAUCAAGAAAAGUUGACCGAAAGGAUGGGAAUUGUGGGGAAGGGGAGGGGAGGCGGCCCCGGAUUUGGUCGUGGAGGCCGUUUUCGGAAGGCGGAUUUGAGACUGGUUUCGCGUCCGGGUGCCUCGUUGCUUCGUCCGUUGUUCCGGGCGGAGGUCAGAGGGCGCGGGGCCCACGGGCCGUAACUGAACGUUGUGUGGGAAGCGGCCGAAAGAAAGGGGGUGGAGGAGGUGGAUGUGGGUGGUGGGUCCCGGUGGCCGCUGCCCCUCCCUUGUCACCGUUGACCGGCGUCAGCUUUUCUAAAUCCAGCCGUGAACUGUGAACCAUACAUGCCUUCUUUAUUCAAUUUGCAUUUGGAUUUGCUUGCACAAAUGUCAAAGGGAGCAUUUAUUACGACCUCAUUGAGUCUCUCUCAAGUGUAUACGCCGAAAAACAAAGAAAGAAAGAGAGAGAGAGAGGAAAAAA